AUGACUGAAAACGAUUCGACCGCUGGAUUCAAGCCCAGUGCUGCCAGCAACGCAGCUCUCGAAUAUGUGGACUUAUGCGAGGCCGAGAGCGACCUCUGGUCGAGUGAGUCGUCCAUCACGCUGCUUGGAAUCUGUAUCGUGGCCGUGGGCGCCAAUCCAAGUAAUCCUGGCGGAGCUCGCAAAGACGUCUAUUCAGGCGUCUGCUAA
This is a messenger RNA of Diaporthe amygdali, 207 nucleotides long. RefSeq lists its product as uncharacterized. The record is from RefSeq and is a predicted model, not a curated record. Bases 1 to 207 code for a protein of 68 amino acids. NCBI's taxonomy places the organism in Eukaryota, Fungi, Ascomycota, Sordariomycetes, Diaporthales, Diaporthaceae. The transcript has a single exon.